CGCACUCCUUCCCGCGUAAAUUGACGCGAAGUGUUGUUCUCCGCAUGUAUUCAUACACCAUCACUUCGACAUGAUACCUUCUGUGGAAGUACGGAAUGCCUGCUUGAAAAGGUACGAUGAAGCUCUCGAUCUGAAAAAUGCAAAGAGCUUACCGAAGCUCGACAAAUGGUACAGGAUAGAAUUGCGAGAUGAAGUCAAUAAACGAGCAAAGUCAAAAUCCGGUCCUUACAUUACACUUGAUGAACUUGUCAAUCUGGUCGGAUGGAAGACUACUAGAGGUAAAUUUCGACCAACACUUAAAGGCCUUGCACGGAGAAACACCGAAGAAGAAGUCCGUCAAAUUUCCAAAGAAGGAUUCGAAUUCCUUCAACAGUCACCCGAGAAUGACAUCACAGUUGCACGAUCAGCGAUAGACAUAGUUAGUAAACUCAAAGGUGUUGGGCCAGCAACUGCAUCUGCAUUGCUUGCAUUGUUCAAGCCGAAAACGUUCCCAUACAUGUCCGAUGAAGCUUUGUUAUACGGAACAGGCUUGACUGAUAAACCAAAAUAUACGCCUAUCGAAUAUCAAAAGAUGACGGUGCAUAUUGAUGAUCAGAUACGAAAUGGCAAAGAGCAACCCUGCUUGGAAGAUGCCGAACAAUUCGAGAAAGCAGUUUGGGCGUAUGGUAUUCUGAAGCUAAAUGAUAAGCUGAAUGAGGAUGAGAAACCAACAGAGGCGGCAACCACCAAGCGGAAAUCUCCUGAACCCAAAGAAGAGACACCCACGGCACCCUCGACAAAGACGAAAAGAAAGAGGACCCGAUGAUGUAUUAAGAAGACAAAAUCUUCAUGUACACUAUUCAAAUCACGCAAUGUUUUACGUUCCAGAUGUAUCAUAUUAUUUUGGUGAUUAUAACAGAAUGCAAUGCGAACAGAGCGAUGAAAAGGGUUGGAAAUUGUUUUGUAUAAAGAACCGAACCAAUGCA
Molecule: messenger RNA, 965 nt
Organism: Meira miltonrushii
Lineage: Eukaryota; Fungi; Basidiomycota; Exobasidiomycetes; Exobasidiales; Brachybasidiaceae
Exons: 2
Coding region: 71-805 (244 amino acids)
Source: RefSeq, a predicted model, not a curated record